CAUCUUGCAUCAAUAAUAACUCGCCUCAUAGCUCAUAUAUUUGUCCCCUAGCUCACCACCGUCGCCUAAAAGUAACAAUUACGCUCUGGAUCCAGAGGCUGAAGUACUAUGGGAAUGGGAUCGAAUGCAAGGCGGUGCAGCUGCCAAGCAAACAAAGGGGGAAAAAUCGCCACUUCGGAAUAGAAGCACAAAUGCCGGCAAAGAUGACAACGUCAUAUCGAAUUGUUGUUGUUGGUGCUUAGUGAUUUUGACACUUCUUACGGCAAUUUUGUUGUGUAUUUGUUUAUUUCUCUUACACCAUGUCAAGUAGAAUCAUUUCAUAUAUUUAUGUAUUUUGAAAUAUUUCCAUUGCAUAUUGUUCGUACAUUGCCAAAAAGUUGUUGUAGGCGAUAAUUGUUGGUUAGUGCUGAAGAGGUGGCCAAAAUUAUGAGAUACAUAUAUUUAUUAAUACAAUAAAGAGUGAAAAAUGUCAGAUGGUGCCAAAAGUCCACGUAUUACUUCGAUUAUUGAAAAUCAGUUGUUCCGACGGCAAAGGAGCAUACGCCAAAAACAGUCCAUUGAUGUGCCCGAUUUCGAAAAGACAUAUGCCGUAAUAAUAUUUUCAGACAAGGCCAAACUGCGCCACUGCCAAGAUGUGGAAAAGAUAAUACAAGAAUUCAAAGUGCUUACAACGCUCGAGGUUGUAAGCAAAACCGAAAAAUACCUCUAUUUAUCUGCCACUACGGAGGCAUUGCUGCACUUCGCCGAUGUAGCCGAACUGAGUAAGUUAACCAUUACCGGCAGCAUGCAAAAGUUUAAUUGUGAUUGUAUAUCCGAUUACCUGCUGCCUGGCAUGACACCGGCGGAUAUUGUGAGAGAAUGUGAGGGACCAGUGCUCAUUAAAGAUAUGAUUAAGCCAGCAAUUAUGUCCUACAUAAGAAAUGGCAUAAUUGAAGACUUCUUUCCAUUACAUAAUAUUGAGUAUUUAGAUAGGUUCGCAUUUGAUUGGCGUCGUAGUCGUUUGCCUAUCGAAGACAUAUGCAACUAUUUCGGUUCAAGUAUUGCGCUCUAUUUUGGUUUUACUGAGUUCUACACUAAGGCGUUGAUAUUCCCGGCGAUUUUCGGUAUGCUGCAAUAUAUGUGGAAUGUGAAUUUGUCAUUGGUUUGCAGUUUUUAUGUGCUAUGGACAACGAUUUUCCUUGAAUUGUGGAAGCGUCGCUGCUCUGGCUAUUCGUAUCGUUGGGGUAAUAUAGAGAUGAGUAGUCUUGACAAACCACGUUCAGCUUACCAUGGCGUCUUGAAACCGGAUCCAAUAACGGGCAAAAUGAUGCUGCAGUAUCCUAUGCGUUACACUUAUUUGCAAAUGUAUUGUGUCUCUUAUCCUGUCGUGCUUAUUUGUGUGGCGGCUGCGGCUUAUUUUGCGUUAUAUCAGUUUCAGAUAGAAGCGGAAGUAUUGGCAGAUUUUGGUCCGGAUUCUUUAUUGCUUUAUAUCCCUGUAAUUGUACAAUCAAUACUAAUUGCUAUAUUCUCUUGGGCCUACGAGAAGUUAGCUACUUUUCUAACUGACCAAGAAAAUCAUCGUACACGUUCACAAUACGAUCGUCAUCGCGUAAAUAAAUUGAUGCUUUUUGAAAUUGUCAACAAUUUCUUUUCACUCUUUUAUAUUGCAUUUGUGCUGCAGGAUUUGAAGCAGCUGAAAUAUCAAUUAAUGAUGCAGUUACUCAUUUUCCAGAUCGUUUGUAUUGCUCAAGAAAUUGGCAUACCACUUAUGGCUGUAGUGCGUCAGAAAUUCGUAAAAUAUAUGCACAAAGAGAUUGAUGAGGGAAUAAAGAGCAAUGUCACCGAUUUGGCACGCUACGAACAAUGUUUCUACGAAGCCGGACUCGAUCAAUAUCAAUCGACUUAUGAAGACUAUCUGCAAAUGUGUAUACAGUUCGGUUAUGUCGUUUUAUUUGCCGCUGUUGCACCUUUUGCUGCAUUCGGCGCUUUAAUCAAUAAUAUCUUCGCCAUGCAUAUUGACUUGUUUAAGCUUUGUAAUAUAUUCAAACGUCCAUUUGGUCGUCGUGCUAAAAAUAUUGGCGCUUGGCAGUCGGCUUUCGAAUUACUUUCGGUAAUGGCAAUUUUGAGCAAUUGUGGUCUAUUGUAUUUGCAGCCAAAUGUGAAAGGAUUUUUCUCCAAAAUCUUUCCACAAAUGCCAGAUAUUACAUUUAUACUUUUUGAACAUUUACUAUUGGGCUUGAAAUUUGUCAUACACAAAGUGAUACAUGAGCGUCCACGUUGGGUGCGUAUAGCUUUGCUGAAGGCAGACUAUGAAUCGGAUGAGGCGUAUAAAAAACUGAAAAAAUUUAAGGCGCAAAAUAAAAUCGAUUAAAUCAAGUGGAAAGAGUUUUUUUAAGAAUCUCCUGCAUGCGGCAAAUGCUUGGUAGCAUUAAUUCGAUUAUAUUAAAUACGAAAGCUAACAGUUCUAGUGCAAAAAAAAAAAAA
This is a messenger RNA of Ceratitis capitata (Mediterranean fruit fly), 2463 nucleotides long. RefSeq names its product anoctamin-10 (gene Axs). The transcript has 12 exons. The record is from RefSeq and is a predicted model, not a curated record. Lineage: Eukaryota; Metazoa; Arthropoda; Insecta; Diptera; Tephritidae. Gene Ontology annotation, molecular function: chloride channel activity. Gene Ontology annotation, biological process: chloride transmembrane transport. Gene Ontology annotation, cellular component: plasma membrane. The coding region runs from base 467 to 2350 and encodes 627 amino acids.